AUGUAUUUGUCAAGAGACCCUAAGUCUCUAUCAUACGAGCAUAAGUCUUUGUCAUCUGUUAGCAUCAUGUUAGAGGUGCAAAGGUACUGCUCGGUUUUCAAAGACGAACCUUUCAGCAAAUUUCUAAGAUGGUGCACUGUACAAAAGUUAGCGUUUCUAGACACAGCAGUUAAAAGAAAAUACAAAGCGUUACCAACGAAAUCUUCAUUACGAGGCAUAUACGUCUUAAAAGACUGUUUUAAAGUUAUCACAGAUGUAUUAUUAGAAGAAAUUGCUAGCUUAUCCGAAAGAUGUAAACAGUAUAUUUCUAAGUUGACAGCCGUUUAUGUCGAUACCGUAGACAGUGAUCGGGGCAUGACACUUAGGUUAUUGCCGAAAGUCGAAAACAAUGGGGAGCAAUAG
Molecule: messenger RNA, 402 nt
Organism: Mycotypha africana
Lineage: Eukaryota; Fungi; Mucoromycota; Mucoromycetes; Mucorales; Mycotyphaceae
Exons: 3
Coding region: 1-402 (133 amino acids)
Source: RefSeq, a predicted model, not a curated record